ACGGCCUCUUCUUAAACCCUGGAUACCCUCCAAAACCCUGUUUCUCGAAUCUCAGCCUCUUCCUCAAGAACGCCAUCUUCUUCUGCUGCGGAGCAACACGAUCUUCUUCUGCGGCACAUACACCCACGUCUGAUCUAAGCCAUGAGAUCGAUUCUUCCGAAACGCAUCGGCCGAUCCUCUCUCGAAAGCCAUCCCCUUUCGCAGACCCCAAGUCGAACCUCUCCCAGCGACGCCGCGCCCCCCAUAUGCGUCCGCGACCGCGGCCUUGACCACGCCGUCGAGAGAGAGAAGUUCCUGAUACCCGUCGUCAACCUCAAGAACCUCCUCAAAUCGGAGCCCUCGAAAUCGCUCCCCAUUUCCGUAAUCGCCCAGAGCAGAGAUGACCUCCGCAUCCCCAUUCGCCCCAUCGACUUCGUUCGCCGAUACCCUUCGAUCUUCGCGGAGUUCUUGCCCGGGAACGUCGGGGUCCACCCCCAUUUCAAGCUCACGGAUGAAGUUUUGGAGUUGGAUGCGGAAGAGCAGCUGGUUUAUCAGAGGGAGAGCUACAGACAGGAGGCCGCGGAUAGGGUUCUGAAGCUGUUGAUGAUGUCGAAGGUCCUCAAAAUGCCGUUGGACAUAAUUGAUCGGCUGAAAUGGGACAUGGGUUUGCCCCAAGAUUUUGCUCAGAGCAUAGUUCCAGAGUUCCCGGAUUAUUUUCGAGUAGUGGAUGGCGAGGGAAUUCGAGUUCUUGAAUUAGUUUGUUGGAGCAGCGACUUGGCGAAAUCCAUCAUGGAAAGGAGAGCGGCUAAUUGUACGAAAGGUAUGCCGAUCGAGUUCACUACGCAUUUUUCUAAAGGUUUUGAGAUGGAUAAGAAGUUAAAGAAGUGGAUUGACGAUUGGCAGAAGCUCCCUUACGUUUCCCCUUAUGAAAAUGGGUUGCAUUUAUCGCAAAGUAGUGACGAAGCUGAUAAAUGGGCCGUUGCCGUCUUACAUGAGCUUCUAAAUCUUUUCGUUUCCAAGAAGACAGAUAGGGAUAAUAUGCUUUGUGUGGGGGAGUAUUUGGGGGUUCGGUCGAGGUUUAAAAGAGCACUGCUUGAUCAUCCGGGCAUUUUUUAUGUUUCAAGUAAGAAUAGAACCCAUACUGUGGUUUUGAAAGAGGUAUUUAAAAGGGGUUCCUUAAUUGAGCAGCAUCCUUUGAUGGAUAUGAGGAAUAGGUACAUUCACCUGAUGAACACGGCGAAGGAAGAGAAGAAAGUGAUUACUACGUCUGGUUCAAAGCAAAUGAAGAAGGUCUCUGAUGGUUCUGAACAUCAAAGAGAAGUCGAGGAUGAAAAUGAAGACGAGGAUGAUGCUCAUGGUAUGUCAGAUUCUGAGGUUGAGGAUGAUGAUGAAGAUGACGAGUUUGAAGAUGAUGAGGAAAACGACAAUGUUAAACGGACUCGGGCUAGAGCUCAUAAAAAUGCCUCACCUAGAGGAAAUGGGACUAGGAAGUCAAAUUCGUUUCCCAGGUACAAUUCUAGAAGUCGUGUUGGGGACAAGUCAGCUGGAGAAUCACAUAGUAAGAAAACUAAAAGAGCUUUGGCCAAGCUUUCUACAAGGAAAGUCUAAAGAUGAUUCCACUGGAGAUUGACGGAAUACUCAAAUGUUUCUGAUGGCAGUAACCAGUUAAACUUUCUUCAAGGAAGACAUUCAGAAUGCACCACCACAAUGGCAGUGUUGGUGAUAAGCCCCUCGGAUUAUGCUGCCUCCGGAAGGACAAGGAUGGCAGCAGAGGCGGUGGUGGUGGCGUGUUUGAGCUCUCUCACUUUUUGGCCAAUCCUUCUCCGAGUCCUCCUGAUCAGGUAUCUGUGUUUAGCGGUCUGCAUCUCUUCAUGAUCCUAAAAUGGCAACAAUAUGGUCUUAAGAAGCUCCAGAUUGUUCAGAGUUUCAUUGAUGCUCGACCCAUCUGUAGUUGGCUGCUCCGGUCAGCAGGGUACUUUUGUGUGUCAAAUAGGAAAAAUUAUGGAAAGAACAGUCUAUUCUUCGGAAAUGUCCUUGAGAACUGUUCUCAAGUUUGCCCUCCUUGUUGGUCUGUACAUAUGAAUUAGUUUCAGCCAAGGUUUAACUCAGCCAAUUGCACUUCAGAAGCUUUUACUGGGCAUAUAUAUGUCUGCUUCUUUUCAUAGUUUCUCCAUCGUUUGAAAGAAAUUUUGCUGUUGUCAUAUGAAUCUGUAUCGGU
This is a messenger RNA of Rhodamnia argentea, 2197 nucleotides long. RefSeq names its product protein WHAT'S THIS FACTOR 9, mitochondrial. The record is from RefSeq and is a predicted model, not a curated record. The transcript is spliced from 3 exons. Gene Ontology annotation, molecular function: RNA binding. Bases 142 to 1587 code for a protein of 481 amino acids. Lineage: Eukaryota; Viridiplantae; Streptophyta; Magnoliopsida; Myrtales; Myrtaceae.